AUGCUAGGACGUCGUCUCAAAUAUGGUUCCUUCAAGCGGGUAUUAAUAACACUGUUGUUAGUUUCUUCAAUUUAUCUGUGUGCGAAUUAUGUUGCUACAAAAAAAGAUCCACCUCAAAGCGCGGCUGUAGAAAAGCAAAACAUUAUACGUGACACAUUUCAGAAAAGUUGGUCGGAUUAUGAAAUGUAUGGAUGGGGAUUUGAUGAGUAUCAUCCCAUCACGAAAACAGGAAGAAAUUAUCUUUCGAAAGGAAUCGGCUGGAUGAUUAUUGAUGCCUUGGAUACCAUGAUGAUUAUGGGGUUAGACGAUCAGAAAAAACGUGCUCGUGAGUGGAUCAAGUCUUCACUUACGUGGGAUCACGGGGACGAGGAAAUGAACGUGUUUGAGACUACAAUACGCAUGUUAGGUGGCUUACUCUCUGCUCAUCAUCUUUCGCAUGAUCCUUUAUAUUUAGAAAAAGCAGUUGAUUUAGGCGACCGAUUACUCUGUGCGUACAACACGACAACCGGUGUUCCCCGUGCUAAUUUGAAUCUUAAAACUCGCACUUCCAGAAAACGCACUAGAAGCUACAUGGUUAGCACUUCUGAGUGUGGUACUGUUCAAAUGGAAUUACGCUAUCUGUCUUAUUUGACAGGCGAUCGCCGUUAUUGGGAUGCCGCUGACAAAGUUACUACCAUGUUACUAAACGAUCCCAGCUGGUCCCAUAUUGGCCUCGUGCCCAUCAGUUUCAACUUGGAAACGGGCAAGUAUAUUGGUGCCAAUAUUCGACUUGGUUCACACGGAGACUCGUAUUAUGAGUAUCUCUUGAAACAAACUCUUCAUUUGAAGGAUCAGGUACCCAUUUAUCGUGAAGCUUACAACAUAGCUGUAGACGGAAUCAUGAAGCAUCUCGUCAAUUACACAACCCACGAAAAGUAUGCCUACAUAGCUGAACUACCAAACGGGCUAAAUAAGAAACAGCAUCCAAAGAUGGACCACUUGGUAUGCUUCCUAUCCGGUACACUCAUGUGGGGUGCUACAAAUGGCACAAGUCUCAGUGCUGCAAGAGGAAGUGGUCAGUGGAGUGAGCAACAGGAACAAGUAGUGAAAUUAUCGGAAGACCUUUGUAGAACUUGUUAUGAAAUGUAUAGAUCCACGGCUACUGGAUUAGCUCCAGAGAUUGUAUAUUUUGCUUCGGACACAAAGAACCGUGAAAUGUAUACUUUCACUCGGGACCGACACAAUCUCAUGAGACCCGAAACGGUUGAAAGCCUUUUUAUAUUAUACAGAAUUACUGGUAAAGAAAUAUACAGAGAAUGGGGAUGGAAUAUUUUCCAGGCCUUUAUGAAGCAUGCUCGAUUACCAGGAAGAGAUGCAUUUACAUGCUUGAACAAUGUUGAGGUUACCGGCAUAACGAAUCAUAGAGAUAGAACUGAAUCUUUUUGGUUUGCCGAAACAUUAAAAUACCUAUACUUGCUGUUUGAAGAUGAUCCCUCUGUCCUUGCCUUAACAAAUUAUACAUUCAAUACGGAAGCUCACCCCUUUCCGAACAUCACUCCUCAGUAA
This is a messenger RNA of Schizosaccharomyces osmophilus, 1545 nucleotides long. RefSeq names its product mannosyl-oligosaccharide 1,2-alpha-mannosidase (gene mns1). Gene Ontology annotation, cellular component: membrane; endoplasmic reticulum. The record is from RefSeq and is a predicted model, not a curated record. The coding region runs from base 1 to 1545 and encodes 514 amino acids. Lineage: Eukaryota; Fungi; Ascomycota; Schizosaccharomycetes; Schizosaccharomycetales; Schizosaccharomycetaceae. Gene Ontology annotation, biological process: N-glycan processing; carbohydrate metabolic process. The transcript has a single exon. Gene Ontology annotation, molecular function: calcium ion binding; mannosyl-oligosaccharide 1,2-alpha-mannosidase activity.